AUGGUGGAUAACGCCAAUGCUAGUGACGGAUUGAAGAUCACCUAUCGGAGCAUGUGCCUCGACGGUACCACGCUCAAAGACACAAAUGUGUGCGAGGGCAUCCAUGUAGGGGACGAGGUGCAGUUCGAGGUGACUCUGGAAGCUACUCAUUGUGUUAAGAAGAGGGACUUCGUGCUGCGUAUAGGUCCUUCCGGUCUGGAUGAGACACUCAUUGUCAAUGUAAAAGUGCUGUGCGACUGCGAUUGUGAACAGGAGGACCGUAUCGUGGAAAACACUGAAGAUUGUCAUGGUGGAGACAUGGUGUGCGGUGUUUGUCGUUGUAAAGGCGGAAAUGUUGGUCGUUAUUGCGAAUGUAAUCGACCGGGCAUGAGCACUGCUGCUUUGAAUGAAAAAUGCAAGAGGACAAAUGAAUCAGCUAUCUGUGAAGGUCGUGGAGUGUGCAACUGUGGUCGUUGUGAAUGCAACCCUCGUCAGGUAUGA
This is a messenger RNA of Haemonchus placei, 480 nucleotides long. The record is from the annotation of a GenBank genome assembly. Lineage: Eukaryota; Metazoa; Nematoda; Chromadorea; Rhabditida; Trichostrongylidae.